Cucumis melo (muskmelon) is the source of this 1359-nucleotide messenger RNA. RefSeq lists its product as uncharacterized. The transcript has a single exon. Lineage: Eukaryota; Viridiplantae; Streptophyta; Magnoliopsida; Cucurbitales; Cucurbitaceae. Gene Ontology annotation, molecular function: S-adenosylmethionine-dependent methyltransferase activity. The record is from RefSeq and is a predicted model, not a curated record. Bases 454 to 1206 code for a protein of 250 amino acids.
CACCACCAACCAUAUCCCAUUCUCAUCACAAUUUUAUAAUAUAUAUGAAAAGAAAAACAAACAUUAGAGGUGUAAUGUAAAAGCAAGCCAUGUGAAGGCAUUAGUUGUCCAAAUUCCCCAUGCAAUUUCUCCUUUAAAUUACCACAAUACCCCCAUCCAACAUUCAACUUUCCCAUUUUGCCACCACCACCCUCACACUUCAUUAGAAAGAAGAAAAAAGAAAAAAAAAAAACUCAAAUCUAAUUUUUCAAAUAAAAACGAAGUCAACUUGCAAAAAGCAUCUGUUUUCCUUUGUGCAGUUCUUCAGGAAAGAACAACAUCAUCAUCAUCAUCAUCAUCAUCAACAACAACAAAGAGAAAAACAGUAACUUUCCUUUCCUUCUUUUCCUUUCUUUUUUUAGAUUAAGAGUUUUCUUCAAUUCCAUCUUCUCUGUUCUUCAAAAAAAACAAAAAAUGAAACCUUCUCAAUCAAAACCCCUCAUUAUAUCCAAAUACUUCGUGUUAUCCCUCUUCUUCUCCCUCCCUUUUCUCCUCCUCCUCUCUCUCCGCCCUUACUACCACCGCUUCUCCUCCCCCCCCACCAACAUUCCCACCCCUGAUUUAAAGAUCCGACCCGGCUACACUUCCUACGAACAUUACAUCAAGAAGCAACUCAACAAAACCCUAGACCCCAAGCUCCGCAAGAUAUGGACCACCCGAGAUUGGGAUCGCAAAAUCCAAGUCUUCUCCAGAUUCUUCGACGGUUUAAAACGGGAAGGCCUAAUCUCCACGGAAUCCAAAGCCCUGUGUAUCGGAGCAAGGGUCGGGCAAGAGGUGGAGGCGUUGAAGAAGAUUGGAGUCUCGGAUUCCAUCGGAAUGGAUCUGGUUCCUUACCCGCCGUUGGUGGUUGAAGGUGAUUUUCAUAAUCAGCCGUUUGGGAACAAUAGUUUUGAUUUCGAAUUCUCUAAUGUCUUCGAUCACGCGCUGUACCCGGAGCGGUUCGUGGCGGAGAUCGAACGGACGUUGAAGCCCGGCGGGAUCUGUGUGUUGCACGUGGCGUUAUCGCGACAGACGGACAAAUACUCCGCCAAUGACCUUUACAGUGUGAAGCCGUUGGAGGCCUUGUUUCGGAGAUCGAUGGUGGUUCGCAUUGGGAAGAUCGACGGCUUCGGAUUGGACACGGAGAUUGUUUUCAGAAAAACGGCAAACACCAUCCAACGGUCUUGAUUCAUUCAUUAUUUCUUUUUGUAUUUACUUAAAAAAAAAUAGUUUUGAAUUUUUUUAAAGAUAAAAUACCAUUUCGUUUCCACAUCGACCCUAAUUAUAUUAUUUUGAAUUGUGUAAUUUUAGUUUUAUAAAUAUGAUCUCUCAUAUUAAUAA